AUGGGAUGUUUUAGCGUGACCAGCGAUCGUUUUUACGAACAUAAUUUCAAGGAGCUGAAGUACAUGGAGGUGCCCCCACUCAGUAGCUUUCCCUUAAAACUGGAUGAGGUUGCAGGUGCCCAAGACCUUAAGCCGAACUGCAGCUUCUUCGACGAGUAUUUGGAUCACAUGCUGAACUAUAUUACUGAUUCAUCGGAUGAGAUGCUUCUACGUCAACCGAAAAAGGGGUUCUUCGUAAAUGCAAACAUCGUAUGUCAGGCUGAAGUUCUGGAAGUACUAAUGAGUACACCCUAUAAAUGGGUAGGCCGAAACUGGAAAAUAUUGGCCACCAAAUACCGCAGCACGAUUUACUUAUGUCUUGGAGAACAUCAAGGAGCCCAUGACGACUACCAGGCAGUGCGGCGCUUCGAUUUGUGGGAGGCGAAGUUGCGUCAUCAUUUAUACAGAGGUGAGAGAAUAGCAUUAAGAAAUCAUCUUAAAAAAAGCGCAAGCUGUGCUGAAUUCAAUUGUGUUUUUCGCUGCAACUUGAACGGUCUCUUACUAGUUUACAGCUCGCCCAUGUGUGGAACCGACAUUAAGUUCGAAAAGUGGACUUCUGAAUCCAAACCAACGUCAAUUGAUGUUAGCAAAAUGAACUUCAUUGAAGCUAAAUUGGGCCUCACAUUCAUUGGACCCACCCAACACAGCCCCAAACAGACUUUAAGCUGGUGGAGCGCAUGUACUCUAAAGGGGAUCAGAAAUGUUCACGUGGCUUCUGCCGACCUAAAUGGCCAAGUUGAAAAACUUGAAAUACAAUAUUUAGGCAAGAUUGUCGUCGAACAUAGUGAGUUUUGGGCGCCGGACGUUUCGAAGCAUUACUUAUCGUACACAUUACAAGCCAUGAAGAUAUUCAUCGACAAAACAAAAAUCGACAACGCCUCAGCCGUGUUUGAGUUCGACUAUUCAGCUAAUUCGGAAGUUUUAAGCUGUGUAGUACAUUCAAAACGCAACAAACACACCUUUUUAUCGGAUUGGUAUCGCAUGAAACUGGAGGAUAAUGAAUGCGUUUAUUGA
Molecule: messenger RNA, 1053 nt
Organism: Scaptodrosophila lebanonensis
Lineage: Eukaryota; Metazoa; Arthropoda; Insecta; Diptera; Drosophilidae
Product: protein cutoff-like
Exons: 4
Coding region: 1-1053 (350 amino acids)
Biological process (GO): NAD-cap decapping; nuclear-transcribed mRNA catabolic process
Cellular component (GO): cytosol; nucleus
Source: RefSeq, a predicted model, not a curated record